AUGACACGAAAUUUUAGUAUCUUUUCUGCACCAAAAACAACAGUUUUAAAGUCAAACGAGCUCAUACAACAACCAGAGCCACCUAAGGAAGAAAAACCAUUGCCUGAAAAGGAGGAAGUGCAGAAAAUGCUUGAUGAAUUAAACCAAAAGAAGGAAGAGUUAGAUAAACAGACAUAUGAAUUACAUGAAUUAAGAAAGAAAUACGAACAAGAUAAUGCCGAGCUUAUAGAAUUACGAAAUCGAACAAAUAAAGAUAUUGAAGCAAUUUCGAAACGUGAAGAAGCGCUAAAAUAUCAACAAGAACGUUUAGAAACAGAAAAGAAAAUGAUUGAAUUCCAAGAUAGAUCAUUACGUGAAAAAGAAGAAAGAUAUCAAAAAUAUUUCAAUAAAUACAUUCAAGAAAAGAGCGGUAUGGUUCUUCAAGAAACAUUAUUAAGAGAACAACUUGAACUGACUCAAACACAGCUUGCAGAGACAUUAAAUUCCAUGAAAAAAGAUACAGAUCAAGAUGAUCAAACAAAAGCUAUGCGAGCAGAUCUCGAAAACGAGAGAAGCAAACUUAUGGAGCAGCUUGCAAUGUUUCAACGCCAAAAAGAAGCAUUUGAUGAAGAAAAGGCUGUUUUUGAAAUGUCAAAACAUUAUUAUGGAGAAACUCCAACGAGAGAUGCAAAUACUGAAGCUGUUUUCAUAGAACAUGAGCGCGCAGUGUUAACAGUUCAACAAAAAAGAUUCCAAGAAGAGAAAGAAUUAUUUGAUGAAGCGAGAUCUAAAUUUGAGAAAAAUUUUUCAGAAUACUUAGCAAACAAAGAAGAACAAAUCAUGAGACAGCAACAAUUAAAAGAAGAACAAGGAGAUGUUGAGCUGCUUAGAAAAGCUCUUAUUCAGUCGGAGCAUGAAAUUAAACAACAAAAAAUCGAAUUGGCGAAAAUCAAAGAAUCUUUCAAACAAGAAAGAGAUCAAAUAGAUGAAGCAUGGAUGAAAUUAAGGAGACAAGUUGAUAAACUCAAAGAUACAAGGCAGCAGAUGGACUUAGAAAGGCAAAACUUUGAUAAAGAGAAACAUGAGUUCGAAUUAGAAAAAGAAAAAUUUGCAAUUUUGGAUCAACAUUACACUCAAGUAGAAAACAGUGUUGAUUUAUUGUCUAAGAAACUUGUUUUAAAAGAAGCAAGAUUGUUUAAUGAUAUAGAAGAAGAGAAGAACUUGCAAGGUUUAUAUCAAGUCCAUGAUAUGUUUAGGUACAAAGAACAAGAACUUAAAAAACAACUCGAAGAUGCACAAAAUGAAUUAAGAACUGUAAAAAUAAACUCUCAAAGAGAAAUUUUAGGAUACAAAAAGAAAUUUUCAGAAAUUAGUCUCAAAAAUGAGAAAUUAGAGCAUGAUCUCUCAGAAGCACAUCAUGAACUUUUGAAGGCACAAACUGAACUCCAAGAAUCACAAACUGCAAGUGUUCUGUUGGGAGAAAAAUUAACAAAUGCCGUGAAAACUUAUAAUAAAGAAAAAGAAAUGAGAUUGAAGCUCGAAAAUAUUAUUCAAAGGCAAAUGAUUAAUGAUAGAAUCAGAGAACAAAAUAAACCACAAGAGGAUUCAAAAAUAAGGAAACAAACUGAAAUGGAGAUACGCCAAAAGCUGGAAGAAGAAUACCAUUUUAAGUUCGAAGCUGCUUUGGUUCAAGCGAGAAAAGAAAUUACAGAAGCAAAGAAUAAGAGAUUACAGCAACAAAUUGAUGAAGUGAAGGCCGAAUAUGAUGUUAGAUUUGAAACUAUGAAACAAAAACUAAAAGAAAAAAUGAAUAAAACUAAAUAA
Trichomonas vaginalis G3 is the source of this 1803-nucleotide messenger RNA. RefSeq lists its product as uncharacterized. NCBI's taxonomy places the organism in Eukaryota, Parabasalia, Trichomonadida, Trichomonadidae. The record is from RefSeq and is a predicted model, not a curated record. Bases 1 to 1803 code for a protein of 600 amino acids. The transcript has a single exon.